Messenger RNA from Spodoptera exigua (beet armyworm), 1386 nucleotides. NCBI's taxonomy places the organism in Eukaryota, Metazoa, Arthropoda, Insecta, Lepidoptera, Noctuidae. The record is from the annotation of a GenBank genome assembly.
AUGAUGGAGAUGAGCUCUGAAGAAAUACCCUCACACGUGACAGCGGCUCGGUUCCUUAAUGCACUCCUGGCUACUGAAGAGUUGGGGCUCUCGCAGCCGAGUACUAGAAGUUUAGCUGCAAAUGUUUUUGCAUUGUGGAUGUGCAGUCCUUUAUUAGAAAUCCAACUAAAACCACAUCAUUGCCCAUGGCGGUUUUGGGCGAACUGGCAGAAGUUAGUACACCGUUAUGGCCACGCUUCAGAGUCGAGACUUAACCGAGAUCAGCCAGUGUUACGACUACAGAGGAAUGUGUUCUUUCCAAAACAUUUAGAAGAAGGAAUUAAGGACUCCCGAAUCCAAGAGUUGUUGUACGAGGAAGCUCGACACAAUGUGGUGACGGGCAGGUAUCCCCUUGAGAGUGCUCAAGCUGUCAUGCUAGGGGGACUGCAGGCAAGGAUACAGCUUGGACCGUAUGAUCCACAUCGACAUACAGCGCGGUUUUUCAGGGCACAGCAGGACAAAUACCUGCCGAAGCACGCUCGGUCAGGUCGCUGGGCGGCGCUUUUACCAGCAGGCCGCAAAGGUAGCCCGGAGGCCCGUCUGCUGGAGCAAGCACAGCGCCCCCCCGCUGCGCCACCUCGUAAACUGCGUCACAAGUACCUGGCUCAUACCAGGACAUUGCCUACCUACGGAUUGAGGAUGAUUCCAAGUAUUACGUACUUGUUAUCUCAGAGACAUGUGGAGUGUAUUAAAACUGCGGCCCUGACCUGGAGGCAACAGGCGGCGUUCUUUCAAGGGCAGAUCGAGCAACCAGUACGGAGUCUAACAAGCUUGCUUACUCACGAGGAUAUUCCAGUGCUCGUUGCUGUGAACUCCAAUGGAGUAUACGUUAUUGAUGAUACUGAAAGCACGGUACUACUGGGUCUUCUCUAUGAAGAGUUGUCCUGGGACUUCGGUCUACCUUCAGACGAUAGCGAGGACUGUUUACCUUGUCUGUUCCUGCAGUUUAUGGUCGUGGAAAAUGGACUGCGAGUGUCAAAAAUCUUACAGGUAUUUUCAAAGCAAGCUAUAAUGAUGGACACUUUGAUCGAGCACUUCGCGGGCGAGUACCGCAAGAGGCUUGGCCAGGAGACACCUAGUGAUCACGCCAAUUACGACUACCAUUCUGAUUCUGGCAGCAUAUCCCUUCCUCCUUUAUCAAGACCGGAUUCUCCUCAACGAAGACUAGCCAACAAAUUGUCUCGCUUAGCCCUAGCUACUCAUGACGGUAGAGGUAAUCUAUUAGGUGGUGCUGGAGAUUGGAAUACAGAUUUGAAUUAUCCACGGCCAUCUUGGAUAUUACCUAAACAUUAGAAUGGAAUGGAUAUUGGGUGGAUCAUUAUACAGAAGAAUACGCUUGCUUUUUGU